This is a messenger RNA of Fonsecaea nubica, 2082 nucleotides long. RefSeq lists its product as hypothetical. Gene Ontology annotation, cellular component: post-mRNA release spliceosomal complex. The coding region runs from base 1 to 2082 and encodes 693 amino acids. The record is from RefSeq and is a predicted model, not a curated record. Gene Ontology annotation, biological process: mRNA splicing, via spliceosome. Lineage: Eukaryota; Fungi; Ascomycota; Eurotiomycetes; Chaetothyriales; Herpotrichiellaceae. The transcript has a single exon.
AUGACGCUGGAAGAAUUUGAGAGGGAGCUCGCAGAGCAGAAGGAGACGGAGAAGAGGCGCGAGAGGCGCAAGGAACACGAGAAGUCGGGACACCGGCAUCGACACCACCACCACCGAAGUUCUCGACAUGGCGAUUCACAUUAUGAUGAAGAAGACGGACACCGGUCAAAGAGAACAAGGCAUUCCAGGGAAGAUGACGACGAGUCAGAAAGCAGACACAGACACAGACAUCACCAUCACCGCCGGCGCCGAGAAAGUAAAGAGGAGAAUGACACAGAAGAGGCGGCGGAGGAGGAGGGGGAGAAGCAACCUCCCACAGCAAGCUCGGGUUCCGGCGAAUUGAAGCGUGAUGCGUGGAUGGAGGCACCUUCGGCGCUCGAGAUCGAUUAUAUUCAGAAGAAGAGACGUGAACCGUCGCCGAAGCCAACGGGCGGGUCUCUCGAAGCGGACUUUGGGCUGAAAAUACACACGAGAGAGCUCAACCACCACCUACGCGACCUAAAGAACGGUACCCCCGUUAAUGAAGCCGAAGAGGAAUCUCCCACCCACGAAGUCGACUACACCUUUGGAGAUGCUGGCUCCCAGUGGCGCAUGACUAGAUUAAAUGGCGUCUAUCGGCAAGCUGAAGAAACAGGUCGCAAGGUGGACGACGUCGCCCUGGAACAAUACGAUAGUCUUCGAGAAUUUGAUGAUGCUCGGGAAGAAAAGAUCGAGUUGGAUCGCCGGAAGAUUUACGGCAAGGGCUAUGUGAGCAAGGACAAGCCCAGCGGAGAGUUGUUCCAGGAGCGCAAGACGGACGCUGUGACUGGACGAUCUCAACCACAGGAGACCGAGACCAGUCCGGAUGUAUUGCUCGAGCAGAUACCUGUCCCGACACCCACAUCUACUACCCAGAAAGUUGAUCAGACGGCACUCAACAAGCUCAAGGCUCAACUCAUGAGAGCCAAGAUCAGGAAAGACCCCAAAGCUGCAGAUCUGGAGAGGGAGUACAACGACGCGCUUGCUGCGUCCGAAUCACAAGAUCCUACGAUAAUCACCCUCUCUGCCAUGGACAAUCGCAUGCUCUCGUCUGCGCCUCGGAAUGAAGUCAAGGCUGUGCAAAACCGCCGCGGGGCAGAACGGGGUCAGGUCGAGGAGAACGAAGACAUGAGCAUCGAAGAUAUGGUGCGCGAAGAACGCCGCAGCCGCGGGCAGCAAGGAGGAGAAGGAUCACGACUUGCCGAGAGGAUAGCAAAGGAUGCCAAAUUUGACAACGACCUUGACUACCUUGAGGAGAACGCCGAGAAGCUGGCCAAGCGGAUGUACAAGUCCGAAACCAACCUCCGCAAUGUGGCCAUCAACGAGUAUCAGAAGCUCAAUAAGAUCUUGGAGAAUUGUCCGCUCUGCCAUCACGAAGACACGGAGACUCCGCCUAUUGCUCCCGUCGUCUCCCUCGCAACAAGGACCUAUCUCACCUUACCCACUGAACCCGAACUGUCACCCCAGGCUACCAUGAUUGUGCCGACGGAACACCGGACCAACCUCCUCGAGUGCGACGAUGACGAGUGGGAAGAGAUACGUAACUUCAUGAAGUCCCUCACGCGCAUGUACCACGACCAGGGCCGGGACGUCAUCUUUUACGAAAACGCCGCCUUUCCACACCGGAAGCCGCACGCCGCGCUUUGUGUCAUACCGCUCCCUUACAGCUUAGGGGAGACGGCACCCGCGUUCUUCAAGGAGGCCUUUCUGAGCACCGAAGACGAGUGGUCCCAGCACAAGAAGAUCAUCGACACCCUGGCAAAGGCCAAGACCGGAGGAUUGGGCAGAUUGGCGUUUCGACGGAGCCUGGUGAAGGAGAUGCCCUAUUUCCACGUCUGGUUCGAACUGGACGGCGGGAUCGGACAUAUCGUGGAGGACCAAGACCGGUGGCCCCGAGGCGAUUUAUUUGCGCGAGAGAUCAUCGGGGGCAUGCUAGGGUUGGAACCUGACGUGAUCAAGCGGCAAGGACGAUGGCAUCGCGGGACGGAUAAGAGGGUCGAGGGGUUCAGAAAGGCAUGGAGGAAGUUCGACUGGACCAGGGUGCUCACUGAGGGUGGUGGCUAG